UUUGUGCCAGAAGAUGAACGGCCUGUCCAUACGAGAGCUUUGCUGCCUCUUUUGCUGCCCCCCCUGUCCCAGCCGCAUUGCAGCCAAACUGGCUUUUCUCCCUCCAGAGCCCACUUAUGCGUUGCUCCCCGACCCAGAUCCCGGAUCUGGAGCAACAACCGUGUCUGCCGCCAACUCUGGAGCUGCUCCUCCGUCACUCGGAGCGCCGGGACUGCGUUCGCGGCUGGGUAACGCUGGUGGAUCAGACAGAGGAGGCGGUGGAGGAGGCGGUAGUGGCGGUGGAGGAGGAGGAGGAGGCAGCAGCAGUGGCGGCGCUGCCACCACCAGCAGCACCAUCACUGGUCCCGAAGGCAGGUGGAAGUUGCACCUCACAGAAAGAGCCGAGUUCCAGUAUUCGCAGAGAGAACUGGAUGUGACCGACGUGUUCCUGACCAGAUCUAGCCGAGGGAACAGGGUUGGAUGCAUGUACAUACGCUGUGCUCCCAACGCCAGGUUCACAGUGUUGUUCUCACAUGGCAACGCCGUAGACCUGGGUCAGAUGAGCAGCUUCUACAUCGGCUUGGGCACCCGCAUCAACUGCAACAUCUUCUCCUACGACUACUCAGGCUAUGGCGUUAGUACCGGCAAGCCAUCUGAGAAGAACCUUUACGCAGACAUCGACGCUGCGUGGCACGCCCUUCGCUCUCGGUAUGGCAUCAGCCCUGAAAAUAUCAUCCUGUAUGGACAGAGCAUCGGCACAGUGCCCACAGUAGACUUAGCAUCGAGGUUCGAGUGCGCUGCGGUGGUCCUUCAUUCUCCUCUCACCUCCGGCAUGAGGGUGGCCUUCCCUGACACAAAGAAAACUUACUGCUUUGAUGCGUUCCCCAACAUCGAGAAGGUUUCCAAGAUCCCGUCUCCAGUGCUCAUCAUUCAYGGUACAGAAGACGAGGUGAUCGACUUCUCCCACGGCCUCGCCCUGUUCGAGCGCUGUCCCAAGGCCGUGGAGCCCCUCUGGGUGGAGGGGGCCGGCCACAACGACAUCGAGCUUUACAGUCAGUACUUGGAGAGGCUACGGCGCUUCAUCAACCAGGACCUGGCUGCGCAGCACGCCUGAGAAACAAGCAGCCUCUACGUGUUUGUAUCUAUGACACUGUGUAUGUGGGUGUGGGUGUGUGUGUGUGUGUGUGUGGAAGCAUGUUUGCAAUGAAUGCAUGAGUGAUUUUUGGUCACAUCUGUGUGUCUUUAAAGCAGCACACCUACAGGUUCAACACAAACACGACCGGCGUUGUGUUUCCUGUUUUUAAAGGUGACAAAACAUUUUUUAAGACGUCAUUAGCUUUAUACAUUUGUACAGUGUUGGUGAAACACUACAGAACUGGUGAAGUCAUUUCAGAGCUGCAAGCGUCGUAGGACGACGUGGAAUUGCAGCUUUAAAACACGUCGACUUAAUUCAAUUGAUAAGCGAGAGAUUUUUUUUUGUCCACAAAGGCACACAGAUGUAAUUCUGAAGUGGUGUUGGUGAGUAUGCUGUGAUUGUGUGUGUGUGUGUGUUUUCAAACCUCUCUGRAUCUGUGUGCACACAUUGGUAUGCGUGAGUGAAUGUAUGUAGAAAUGAAGGACAUCCUGAUGACUUGGAAACCUAGAGUAGUGGAAGGCUAAUGAGGACAUCAAUAUUGAUGUUUUUUUUUUUGUUUUGUUUUUUAAUCAUGUGAUUUGUGUAUAAUAAUGAAGAAUACCUCCACAGUUUGAC
This is a messenger RNA of Poecilia reticulata (guppy), 1729 nucleotides long. Lineage: Eukaryota; Metazoa; Chordata; Actinopteri; Cyprinodontiformes; Poeciliidae. The record is from RefSeq and is a predicted model, not a curated record.